This is a messenger RNA of Lepus europaeus (European hare), 2100 nucleotides long. It is a transcript of the gene SCPEP1, whose product is annotated as serine carboxypeptidase 1. Lineage: Eukaryota; Metazoa; Chordata; Mammalia; Lagomorpha; Leporidae. The transcript is spliced from 13 exons. The record is from RefSeq and is a predicted model, not a curated record. Gene Ontology annotation, molecular function: serine-type carboxypeptidase activity. Gene Ontology annotation, biological process: proteolysis. The coding region runs from base 35 to 1411 and encodes 458 amino acids.
AGCCUGUUGCUGAUGCUGCCGCGCGGUGUUCGUCAUGGAGCUGGCGCCGCCGAGCCGUCCCGGGCCUCGGUGGCUGCUGCUGUUGCUGCUGCUUCUGCCGCUGCCUCUACUGGGCCAGAGCGCGCUAGGAGCUGCCACUGAUGGGUCCACGGAGGAGGGCAAGGAAGUGUGGGGCUAUGUGACUGUCCGCCAGGAUGCCCACAUGUUCUGGUGGCUCUAUUAUGCCACCCACCCCUGCAAGAACUUCUCAGAACUGCCCCUGGUCAUGUGGCUUCAGGGCGGUCCGGGUGGUUCCAGCACUGGAUUUGGAAACUUUCAGGAGAUCGGGCCUCUUGACACUGACCUCAAACCCCGGAAUACCACCUGGCUCCAGGCUGCCAGUCUCCUCUUCGUGGAUAAUCCCGUGGGCACGGGGUUCAGUUACGUGAACAAGAGCGCCUCCUAUGCCAAAGACCUCGCCAUGGUGGCUGCAGACAUGAUGGUCCUGCUGAAGACCUUCUUCGAUUGCCACAAAGAAUUCCAGACAAUUCCAUUCUACAUUUUCUCAGAAUCCUAUGGAGGAAAAAUGGCUGCUGGUAUUGGUCUAGAACUUUAUAAGGCUGUGCAGCAAGGGACCAUCAAGUGCAAUUUCUCUGGGGUUGCCUUGGGUGACUCCUGGAUCUCCCCUGUUGAUUCAGUGCUCUCCUGGGGACCUUAUCUGUACAGCAUGUCUCUCCUGGACGACCAAGGUCUGGCGGAGGUUUCUCGUGUUGCUGAGCAAGUCCUGGAUGCCAUCAACAAGGGGCUCUACAAGGAAGCCACUCAGCUGUGGGAGAAAGCAGAAAUGGUCAUUGAGAAGAACACGGAUGGGGUGAACUUCUACAACAUCUUAACCAAAGACACUCCCAUGUCUGCCAUGGAGUCCAGCCUGGAAUUCACGCGGAGCCACUUGGUUCGUCUGUGUCAGCGUCACGUGAGACACCUACAUGGAGAUUCCCUGAGUCAACUCAUGAAUGGUCCCAUCAGAAAGAAACUCAAAAUUAUUCCUGAGGAUUUCUCCUGGGGAGCCCAAUCUUCCAACGUCUUCAUGAACAUGGAGGGGGACUUCAUGAAGCCGGUCAUCAGCAUUGUGGAUGAGCUGCUGGAAACCGGGGUCAACGUGACCGUGUAUAAUGGCCAGCUCGACCUCAUCGUGGACACCAUGGGUCAGGAGGCCUGGGUGCGGAAGCUGAAGUGGCCAGAACUGCCCAAAUUCAAUCAGCUGAGGUGGAAGGCCCUGUACAGCGACCCCAAAUCCUCUGAAACAUCUGCUUUUGUCAAGUCCUACAAGAACCUGGCUUUCUACUGGAUUCUAAGAGCUGGCCACAUGGUUCCCUCUGACCAAGGGGACAUGGCUCUGAAGAUGAUGAAGCUGGUGACUCAGCAAGAAUAGGACUGACGGCUGGAGAUGAGCUGGGUUGAUCUCAGUCCAGGAGCUGAGCCCGCGACCCUGGAGCAGUGGGAGUCAGCCAUAUUCCUUCAGUUUGACCUAGGCUGUGCUUGGGAAGGUUCCCCCCAGCCUCAGCAGAGGAUAAAGUGUUGCCCCAGGACAAGCUGGAAAUCAGUGCUGCUUAAGAAAACUGAAGUUCUUACAAAAUGGGCUUGUUUUUAUCAAAAUGAAGGAUUAUAACAGAUUAACUUUUCCUUAUUACAAAAGCAAAUGAUGUGAUUUGUACAAACAGUGGAAAUUAAGGUAAACAAAGAACAAAAUAAACACUCGUGUACAGGGACAAGCACUGUUACCAAUAUGGUAGAAACCAUGGCAGGUCCUUUUUUGCUAUAUAGACGUAUAUAUUUUUUACAAAGAUUGAAUCGUCAUGUCCUAUAUGCUACUGUGCUGUCUGCUUUGUUCACACAUCAGUCUGCCCAGGCGCCUUUCAUGGCAGUGUUCUGAGACAGCUGAGUGGCUGCUGAGUGAUCGGUUUCAUGGUUGUGCAUGUUUAUUUACUGCAGCCCCAACUGUUUCCCACAAGUAAUUUCUGGUUCAUCCCAACUGUAAACAGUGCUCUGUGAUUCAUUCUGAUGGUUACGUGUGUCUGCACAUCCCUGUUAUUCCCUGACAGUAAACUCAUAAAUGUAUAA